ACAAUAGGCCCAAAUAAAAUAGUUCAGAGCCCACAAUUAUCCAUAGGCCCAUUGACUCAAGUUAUAUAUAAACCUGGCAGCACCUCUAGGGUUUGCAUUUGCAAACUCGGAUUCUGAUCGUUGCAGCUACUAGCAGCAACAAUGGUGGAGAAGAUUAACAAGCCAAGGAAAGAGGAGGUCGUCUCCAGAGAGUAUACCAUCAAUCUGCACAAACGUCUCCACGGAUGUACCUUCAAGAAGAAGGCACCAAAUGCCAUCAAGGAAAUUAGGAAAUUCGCCCAAAAGGCCAUGGGAACAAAUGACGUAAGGGUUGAUGUCAAGUUGAAUAAACACAUAUGGAGCCGUGGAAUCCGGAGCGUGCCAAGAAGAAUCCGUGUUCGCAUUGCACGCAAGAGAAACGACGAUGAAGAUGCCAAAGAGGAGCUCUACUCUUUGGUCACUGUUGCAGAAAUUCCAGAAGGAGGAUUGAAGGGGUUGGGAACCCAAGUCAUUGAGGAAGAAGAAUGAAAAUUUUACUUUUACAAGUUUUAUUAACGUCAGUUUUUUUUGUUGUUACUUGUGAGCUUUUGUGUUUUGGAAAUUCAGAACAAAAGAUAUUAUUUAAAUAGUUUAUCUUGAGACAGUUCUCGUAUUUUUGUUCACUUCA
Salvia miltiorrhiza (redroot sage) is the source of this 646-nucleotide messenger RNA. RefSeq names its product 60S ribosomal protein L31. Gene Ontology annotation, cellular component: cytosolic large ribosomal subunit; ribosome. NCBI's taxonomy places the organism in Eukaryota, Viridiplantae, Streptophyta, Magnoliopsida, Lamiales, Lamiaceae. The record is from RefSeq and is a predicted model, not a curated record. Gene Ontology annotation, biological process: cytoplasmic translation. The transcript has 2 exons. Bases 142 to 507 code for a protein of 121 amino acids. Gene Ontology annotation, molecular function: structural constituent of ribosome.